Messenger RNA from Puma concolor (puma), 2580 nucleotides. NCBI's taxonomy places the organism in Eukaryota, Metazoa, Chordata, Mammalia, Carnivora, Felidae. The record is from RefSeq and is a predicted model, not a curated record.
GCGAAUGGGUGGGAAGGGCCCCCAGCGAGCUCCGACCGGGAUUCCAUGCUCCCCAGUGACAGCAGCGGCAGGAAGCUGGCGGGUGCUACUCCGGCGCCAAGGCCUCUGGUUCCCCGAAGGGCGACAUCGGACAUUUCCCUACGUAACUCCCAUCUCUGGGCCCCGAGUCUGUGCAUGGCGAAGUCCCCGGAGAACUCUACCCUGGAGGAGAUUCUAGGGCAGUAUCAACGGAGUCUCCGGGAACGUGCAAAUAGAAGCAUUCACCAACUGAAAUGUGCCCUGAGAGAAGGUGAUGUCACCGUUGGAGAAGAUGCUGCGGGUCCCAGUGUGGAAAAUGAGGAAAAUGAGGAAAAUGAGGACGCUGGGACUGCCUGGCAUGAACUGCGACACAGCCAUGCCGUUAAUCAGCUCAAAGCUUUGUUGCGCCAACAAGCAACUAAGGAAAGUGAGGUGUCUCCAUCAAGAAGGCGAAAAGUGUCCCCUCUGCUGGCGUCAGAAGAUGAGGAAGCCAACGUGCCUACCAUCCACAAUCUUGUUCCGAUCAUCAAUGACCAGUCUCAGUACAUUCAUCAUUUAGAGGCAGAAGUCAAGUUCUGCAAGGAGGAACUCUCUGGAAUGAAAAACAGGGUACAAGUAGUUGUGCUUGAAAAUGAAAGUCUCCAACAAGAGCUGAAAUCUCAAAGACAAGAGGAAGCAAUGAGGGAACAAACACUUCUGGAUGCAUCUGGAAACAUGCAGAAUUCUUGGAUUACAACAGGUGAAGAUUCUGGGGUGGGUGAAGCUGCCAAGAGACGAUUCUCCCAUGGCAAUGCGGAUAUUGUCGUAGGUGCAUCUGCUGGGGAAGCUGAAAAAUGGAAACUAGAACUGGAGAGGCUGAAACUUACUUAUGAAGAAAAGACUGAAGUCCUAGAAUCUCAAUUGAAAUUUUUAAGGAAAGACUUAGCUGAAUAUCAGAAAAAUUGUGAAGAUCUUAAAGAGCGACUGAAGCAUAAAGAGUCUCUCCUCGCUGCGAAUACUUCUAACUGGGUUGGUGGCCUGUGUUUGAAAUGUGCUCAGCACGAAGCUGUUCUUUCCCAAACCCAUAAUAAUGUUCACGUGCAGACCAUUGAAAGACUGACUAAGGAAAGAGAUGACUUAAUGUCCGCACUAGUUUCCGUCAGGAGCAUCUUGACAGACGUGCAGGAAAGAGAAGCCGGCGCUUAUGAGCAGGUGAAGCAAGCCGUGCAAGUGGCCGAGGAAGCCAAUUUCGAGAAGACCAAGGCUUUAAUCCAAUGUGAACAGUUGAAGAACGAACUGGAGAGGCAGAAAGAGCGACUUGAAAAAGAACUCGCAUCGCAGCAAGAAAAAAGGGCCUUUGAGAAAGAGAUGAUGAAAAAGGACCUAACAAAAGAAAAGGAGGACCUGGGAUCAAAGAUAUUGUCCCUGUCUCAAAAUAUUGCCCAACUGGAGGUCCAGGUUGAAAAGGUUACAAGAGAGAAGAUUUCAGCUAUUAAUCAACUAGAGGAAAUUCAAAACCAGCUUGCUUCCAAGGAAAUGGAUGUCACAAAGGUGUGUGGGGAAAUGCGCUAUCAGUUGAAUAAAACCAAAAUGGAGAAGGAUGAGGCAGAGAAGGAGCACAGAGAGUACAGAGCAAAAACUAAAAGGGAUCUUGAAAUGAAAGAUCAGGAAAUAGAGAAAUUGAGAUUAGAAGUCAGUGAAAGCAAACAGCACUUGGAACGGGAGCAGCAGAAGGCAGCCGGGGCCAGAGAGGAGUGCCUGCAACUGACAGAUCUGCUGAGCGAGUCCCAGCACCAACUGCACCUCACCAGAAUCUCGCAGAUCUGCCUCUUCCCCCUUGAUCGACUCUAUGAAAAUGUCUCAGUUCUUUGUCCUGCGGUCCUGCAGAUAUUUUCACAUCCAAGAGAAGGUCUUGCCUUGAGACUGGAAAAAGAUAGCAUUCAGCAGAGGCUUAGCAACGAAGCAAAGGCCCAAGCCCUUCAGGCCCAGCAAAGGGAGCAGGAGCUGACACAGAAGAUACAGCAAAUGGAGGCCCAGCAUGACAAAACUGAAAAUGAACAGUAUUCACUGCUGACCUCCCAGAAUACAUUUUUGACAAAGUUAAAGGAAGAGUGCUGUGCAUUAGCCAAGAAACUGGAACAAAUCUCCCAAAAAAGCAGAUCUGAAAUAGCUCAGCUCAGUCAAGAGAAAAGGUAUACGUAUGACAAACUGGAAAAGUUACAGAGAAGAAAUGAUGAAUUGGAGAAACAGUGUGUCCAACAUGGGAGACUACAUGAGAUAAUGAAGCAAAGGCUGAAGCAGCUGGACAAGCACAGCCAGGCCACGGCCCUUCAGCUGGUGCAGCUUCUCAACAAGCAGAAUCAGCUUCUGCUGGAGAGACAGAGUCUGCAGGAAGAGGUGGGGCGUCUGAGAUCCCAGACUGCACACCUGGUGGCUUCUGUGCUGCUUCGCUGGGCAGGUCACAAGAGCAUUAACAGGCCUGGACUUCGAGGUCCAGCUGCCGAGGUUCAAAUCUCAGCUCUGUACCACUUGGGUUACCCAGCAUGCCACAAUCUGAUUGCUGACCUGGAUGAAACAGAGUGA